CUCGUGAAUGAAGGGACAAAACAAUGGCUUAGGAGGCAUGUAUUGACGAUGUUCAACAUACAACUCACCGUCUCGCACUGUGUGCACAGCCAUGCUGUGGAAUCGUAGAACCCUCAGAGGUUCAAUGGUGUGAAGCCGCCCUAUCCGGCCUUUCGAGGACAAUGAGACGCAACAAAGAGAGCGUUCGCCUACAAGUCCACUUUCUCUCCACUUGUACUUAAUGGUUUAGGUAGCUUGGAUACGACGUUCUCGGGCGAGCCUCAAGAUCAGGCCAGGAUGGUGGCGACUACACGUUCAAAAGCAGACGGCAAGGCCGCGACAGCAAAUCGUCAUCCUGCAAGGCGCGCUCAGGCAAACGGUCGUAGUAAAGAUCUGGUGCUGUUAAAAGCUGGUCGCAAGAGGCCCUCUUCGAACAAGUCGGCUCCGGCAACCAAGAUAAAACGGAAAAAGAAAGCUUCCAGGACCCAUCACUCCGGUCGUAGCAACACGAAGACUGUGGAGCUUGUUCGAGGUUCGGGCGCAGCCGACACCUUGAUGACCACAAACGUGAGCGAUGAAGUAGCAGAUGAGAGCAACAUCAAUGGCUCCAGCCACAGUGAACCUCAAAAGCGUCUGGCUCGCGGCAUUCUCGUGCACACAAAGGGCGCAUCCAAGGUCCACAAGCAAAGCAAAGCCAUCGGCAAGUCCAGGAAGGUUAGCUGGAAACCGGAUGUCUACUCUCCGGUAUCAAGAAUACCGGAGAAUAAAAAGCAACUGGUCAGGCUGUUAGAGCAGAUGUGGUGGGAGAAGCAGCUAUCGGAUGCAAGGCACAGCGACAGGGUCGCGAGAGGCAGGACUGGGUGAUUGACAGAUGGGCGAGUGCCGAAAGUAGCCACUAUGUUAACGGUGACUCGACGCGUGGCCCAUGGACUCUCUGAUGCUGAUAAGCCCGGUGGACAUCAGGCUGCUAGCG
Messenger RNA from Baudoinia panamericana UAMH 10762, 952 nucleotides. RefSeq lists its product as uncharacterized. The transcript has a single exon. The record is from RefSeq and is a predicted model, not a curated record. The coding region runs from base 277 to 843 and encodes 188 amino acids. NCBI's taxonomy places the organism in Eukaryota, Fungi, Ascomycota, Dothideomycetes, Mycosphaerellales, Teratosphaeriaceae.